AUGGACGGAGACCCGGCAGUCGCAGGGGAGCUGGACUCCUUUAGUCUGUCCUUUCCCCUGCCAUAUCGAGUCGCCUUCAUCAUAAUAGCAGCUGUCUGGGGAUGGGGCAUGAACCUACAUUUUCUCUACCUUGUCAAGAUCGACGUCCCAUCUCUGAUACGAUAUCCUCAACGCUCUUCAUCACAACAACUUCCGCAUCACCAUUCAACAUACCGUCUCGCAACCGCCCUGUCACUCACAUUCGUGUUCUCGAUCGUUACCUUCUGGGUCUUCUCCCACCGCGACCCGAAGCUUGUUAUCUAUUACGACUGGAUGCCCAUGACAUAUCUCGUCGUCCUUGCCGCUCUCUUCGUGAUCCCGUUACGCAACUUUGCCAUAUCCCACGGUGGCCGUGGCCGGUUCCUUCACGCGCUCCGGCGCGUUAGCAUCGGCGGUCUAGCGCAGGCGCAGGACGGCAAGUUUGGCGACAUCUUGCUUGCCGAUGUACUGACGUCCUAUGCCAAGGUGCUUGCGGAUCUCUUCGUGUGCAUCUGCAUGUUCUUCACCAGCGACGGGUCCGCCACUAAUCGCCCGGACCGCAAUUGUGGUGGUCAGGUCAUCGUACCGCUAAUCAUGGCGGUGCCAUCGCUCAUUCGAUUCCGCCAAUGUCUUAUUGAGUACGUGCGCGUGAGGAAUUCGCCGUACAAGGAGAGUGUCGGCUGGGGGGGACAGCACCUUGCCAACGCCGCCAAAUAUGCCAGCGCAUUUCCGGUGAUCAUAUUCAGCGCCUUGCAGAGGAAUCUGCCGGCUGAUCAGGAUCGCACGGGGCUCUAUCGUGCAUGGCUUAUUGCAGUGAUGGUGAACAGUUUCUAUAGUUUCUACUGGGAUGUCGCCAAGGAUUGGGACCUGACGCUUUUCUCGUCCGCAUGGGAGCGGAACAACCCUGAACAUGCGCUUGGCCUAAGGCGGAGAAUCAUGCUUGGACGGCCGAAACUCUACUACUGCGUUAUUGCGAUGGAUCUCAUGCUGCGAUGCACAUGGACUCUGAAGUUGAGCCCUCACUUAGAUCAUAUUAGCGACUUCGAGAGUUCGCUCUUUGUCAUCGAAUUUCUGGAGGUGUUCAGGCGAUGGGUAUGGAUAUUUUUCCGAGUCGAGACAGAGUGGCUACGCAACUCGACUUCGGGGUUGGGGGUUGACGACAUCUUGCUCGGCGACUAUCAGGGCAAGUAUGAUGAUGAGGAUUAA
This is a messenger RNA of Phaeoacremonium minimum UCRPA7, 1224 nucleotides long. Its product is annotated as putative exs family protein. Bases 1 to 1224 code for a protein of 407 amino acids. Gene Ontology annotation, cellular component: membrane; cytoplasm. The transcript is spliced from 2 exons. NCBI's taxonomy places the organism in Eukaryota, Fungi, Ascomycota, Sordariomycetes, Togniniales, Togniniaceae. The record is from RefSeq and is a predicted model, not a curated record.